CGGACGAUUAGACCCAGAGGAGGGGAGUGAAGGGAGAGAGCGGCGGCCUGUGACAGGAGCUAGGGAGUCUAUAGGGUAGAGACCCGGAGACAAGGCCGGGACUGAGUGGAUGCUUGUGAUGAAGGAACGGCGCGUCCACUGAGACCUACGAAGCUGCUUUCAACAGAUUUCCUGGGGUUUCUGGGGUGUGUUAAGACGCCAAAAUGAAUUUUGGAUGUGAUGCGAUUUCUCCUACCUUGACAAGGACUUUAUUGGUGCUAGUCAUGGCGUCCUCUGCUUUGUCACUUUGGCCAAGCGACCCAAGGGAUGUUGGUCAAGAUUGGGACAAUCAGCUUGAGGCCUCCAUGCACUCAAUCUUUCCCGAGGUCAAAGAGACUGUGGCACCAAUGACAGGAAUUCCAGACAGCUCGGCUGUAGUUGGCAGACCCUUCAGAAUCAAUAUCCCAACAGAUCUCUUUUCCUCUAAUGGAGAUACAGUCAAGAUAUCUCAAGUGGGAAAGGCUAUCUUACCUCCCUGGUUACACUGGGAUCUGUCUGUCCUAGAAGGUCUUCCUCUUGAUGGUGACAAAGGAGUAUAUGAUAUUUUGGUGACCAUUUUACAGACUGCGCCCAAUGGAAGCCAUAUACCACAAGCUUCAGACGUUUUUUCUAUUGAGGUUCACCCUGAGGACCAUAAUGAACCACAGUCUAUACGAGUAGCAGGACAGGAAACAAAUGAAGCUGCUCCUUUUGUAUGCGGAACUGAUGAACCUGUCACUAUUCUUACUGUAAUUUUGGAUGCAGACUUGACAAAAAUGACACCAAAGCAGAGAGUGGAUCUUGUAAACCGAAUGAGAGACUUCUCUAAGGUAGAAUUUCAUCAUAUGAAAUUAGUUCCCGUUGUUAACAAUAGACUAUUUGACAUGUCUGCUUUCAUGGCUGGGCCUGGAAAUGCUAAAAAAGUAGUUGAAAAUGGAGCUUUGCUAUCAUGGAAACUUGGUUGUUCACUGGAUCAGAACAGUGUUCCAAAUAUUAGUUCUGUUGAAGUACCUGCAAAACAAGGAACAAUGUCUGCUCAUCUUGGUUACCCUGUAGUUGGCUGGCACAUUGCAAACAAGAAGCCUCAUUUGCCAAAGAGGAUGCGAAGGCAAAUCUAUGCUACACCAACUCCAGUUACUGCUAUUGGACCCCCAACCACUGCUGUUCAUGAUCCUCCUGUGAGAAUUGUUCCUACUCCGACUUCACCAGCCAUUGCACCUCCUACAGAUACAACUGCUCCUCCAGUCCGGGAACCGGUUCCGCUGCCAGGAAAACCAACAAUUACAAUUCGGACCAGAGCAAUUUUUCACACUCCAACUUUGGGUCCUAUCCACCCAACAAAGCUGGAAACAACCAGUUUGACACCAGGUCAAAUUCGUCCAACAAUGACCAAACCUGGAUAUCUAGAGCCAACUGCUGUAGUUACACCUCCAUCGGCCACUACAAAGAGGCCAAGAGUGACGACCAUGAAACCAGCCACACCACCCACAACAGACUCUUCAACAACAACAACAAAGAAACCUACCAGGAGAACAAAAACUCCCCGGCCCAAGCCACACGUCACUACCAAAGCACCAACUACAAAGAUUGAAACCACGUCUCCAAGCCGUGUACGGACAUCUACCAGUGGAAUUCCUAACACCGACCCUGAACUAACAAAUCACAUUGAUAAGGUUAUUGCAUGGGUGGGAACAUACUUUGAAGUUAAAAUUCCACCUGACACAUUUUAUGACAAGGAAGAUGGUACUACUGAUAAUCUGAGGCUUACAUUGGAGCCCAGGAAAAAACCAACUGCUGGUGAUAAAAUGUGGGUGAUUCUCAACAGUACUAGUCAAGUUAUGUAUGGUAUGCCAGAUUAUAGUCAUGUGGGAGACCAUGAGUAUUAUUUAAAAGCUACAGACAAAGGGGGUCGCAGUGCUGUGGAUGCUUUGGAAAUUAAAGUUCGUAAUCUCUUCCAAAAAGCCCAAUCCCCAGUUAAGUUCAAUGCUAAAUUUGAUGGCGACCACAACUCUGUAAUCAAUGAUAUUAAUAAGAAAAUACAAUUGGUUAAGAAAAUUGCUUUUGCAUUUGGUGAUCGGAAUAGCAGCUCAAUUACUUUGUACAACAUCACAAAAGGGUCUAUUAUUGUGGAAUGGGCAAACAACUCCUUCCCUGUGGAUCCAUGUCCAGUAGAGCAAAUAGAAUCAAUGGGAAAAAAGAUCUAUGAUGAACGAGGCAAUCCACGGCCACAUUUCACCAAUGCCAUGGAACCAGACUUCAAACUUAAUAAUAUUUCACUAUCAUUCACUGGGAGCUGUAAACAUAAAAUCUUUAAGUCUAUACCUAUGAAAACGGAAAUACAAAUACCAACUGCAGUAGCACCAACCGUAGCCGUAGAUAGUAAUCUACAGAGGCGCAGCGAGGACGAUGUCUAUCUUCACACAGUAAUUCCAGCUGUGGUAGUGGCUGCCAUUUUGUUAAUUGCUGGUAUCAUAGCUAUGAUAUGUUACCGCAAGAAACGAAAAGGCAAGCUAACCAUAGAGGACCAGGCAACUUUUAUCAAAAAAGGUGUGCCUAUAAUCUUUGCGGAUGAACUGGAUGACUCUAAACCACCUCCUUCCUCCAGUAUGCCGUUGAUUCUCAAGGAAGAAAAAGCUCCUCUUCCACCUCCUGAGUAUCCUAACCAGAAUGUGCCAGAGACAAUUCCUCUUAACCAAGACUGUUUGGGGGAGUACACUCCACUAAGGGAUGAGGACCCUAAUGCACCCCCUUACCAACCUCCCCCACCUUUUACUGCACCCAUGGAAGGUAAAGGGUCACGCCCCAAAAACAUGACCCCCUAUCGGUCACCACCCCCAUAUGUACCACCUUAAUGAAUAAUCUCCCACCUGAGGGGGAGGAUGGGGGAUGUGAGUUCCAAACCAGUGUUGUAUGUAGGAGUUGAUAGUCUGCAAUCACCUUUGUUAGGGUGAUGGACCUCUGCUGUUCUAAGCAAAGAAACAAAGACAUGGAGACUUUUUUUUUUUUAUUUCUUUCUAAGACAAACUCCUCAAAAUGGCCUGCCCCCACACAGGUUAUAAAGAUACCUGGGACACCUCUCAUUUGCCUAACAAUUUUCAUAUGUGUUCAUACAAACGUGUGCUCACUAGAUUGCAGGCUUUCAAAGACACUACAGAAAAAAUGUGGAAGUUAUUGGACUUCCGUUCAGCGAUGAGGUAGCCAUUUGGUUAUCUGCUGUUUUUUUGCCUUUAACACUAACUAUAUAUAUAUAUAUAUAUAUAUAUAUAUAUAUAUAAAUAUAUUUUAUUUUUUUCUCCUAUUCACGUGUGUCUAGCAACAGGACAUAACAAAAAGGUAUCCUUAAAUUUGAGAACAUUUACAGAACGUCUGAUUUUUGUUUUAAGAUUUUGGUUUCUAAUCUGCUGUAUUAUUUUAUUCUUUAUAUGCAUCAAGAACAAACCCUUUUAUUUUUGCUUUAAAAAUAAGCUCAACUUGUUUUGAAAAGGGGUUAUCUGUAGUUCUUAAAUAUCUACCUGUAAGAUCUGUCCAUUUUGCAACUGGGGGAAAAAUGCUUGUGGCCAUAUGCAUUGUAAUUCAUCAAAACACUAAUAUAUUUAUCCUAGCCGUAGACAAAGCAACCUUUUGGCUUGCACCAUGCCCACUUUCCCUGAAUGUUGUGAGCGCAUCCAGCUAAAUUUCUUGUUUGCUGAUCUUUUCUUAAGUCAAUCUAAUUUCUAACCAAAGUAUUUCCCAAGUUGUUGAUUAUCAAAGGUAUUGAGGAAACUAUUUUAUUGUACUGUCAAUCCUUUUCUACAUUUUGCCAAAAGGCAUACCGCCACGGGAGCUAGUGGACUGCAGCAAGGUGCUACGUAAUGCGUUCCAGUCCUCUCUGGCAUCCAGUUGGUUAAAUAAAAGUAUGUAGCUUUGGUUUAUUUCAGAAGUCUUUCUGAUAAAAUAUACUUGAGGUAUGAAGGAUGCUUCUUGCAGACCAAUGUUGGUAUUUAAGAGUUUUGGAUAAUGCUUCUCCUUUAUGAAACACUGUUCUAGAAUUAUGUUAGGCAAAGAUGCAAUAUUUUUAUGUAGUGGUAUAAUCUCAUUAGUUAGGAAAUAUGUGCAGUCAUCCGAUUCACUCUCCUGCCACCCUAACCACAGAUGCCCCGGUCACAGAGGAUCCUCUCUCCAUCUGACAUAUUCUGGUGCUCUCCCAGAAAGGCAUUGAAAAAAGCAAUCGCUCAUAAUUUUUUUUUAUAAAUAAAAAUUUUGAUACAGUUUCAAA
Bombina bombina (fire-bellied toad) is the source of this 4273-nucleotide messenger RNA. RefSeq names its product dystroglycan 1 (gene DAG1). Gene Ontology annotation, biological process: muscle attachment; morphogenesis of an epithelium; nerve development. The transcript is spliced from 3 exons. The coding region runs from base 204 to 2870 and encodes 888 amino acids. Lineage: Eukaryota; Metazoa; Chordata; Amphibia; Anura; Bombinatoridae. Gene Ontology annotation, cellular component: dystroglycan complex; dystrophin-associated glycoprotein complex; sarcolemma. The record is from RefSeq and is a predicted model, not a curated record. Gene Ontology annotation, molecular function: laminin binding; calcium ion binding.